UGAAGUGUCUCCUAGACGCGAAAGGAUCUUUUCGACUUGUUGCAUGCUAGCAAAUGUUAAAUAAGCUUUGACGUGCUAAACAGCAAUUAUUGGUAUUGCCGAUAAUAACAGCAACUUAAGAUAACUUUCUGAAGACAGAUGGUGGUAAUUGAGUGUAAACGUUUAGUGAGAAAACGAGUAGCUGACGUUUGAAAAUAAUGACGGAUGAUAAUGAGAUGUAUGACACAAUCAUGCGGGAGCUAAAUAACCUAGUCAUCUCUGAUACUGAUGAAACUAAAGAAGAGCAGGAGAGUCUUUCACUUGAUGAGGGGGCGGACUUCAAUGAUAUUCCACCAUCUCUGCUCAGCUACUUUGAAACCUCAAGAAGCAGAGCAGCAGUUUGUGAGAAGCUCAUCCUUGAGGAACUUGAAGACUUCUCUGCAUCACAUCACACUGAGGACAUGAUGAAAUUGCCUAUUGACCUUGAUAAGGACAUGAUGAAACUGAAUGAGCAGGCCACUUGUGACACACAAAAUGAGGAGAAGAACACUUCCACUGACACCUGCCUUCUUCCUGCACCCACAGAGACACAAGCACUUUUCAUUCACAAUGUGUCACUGUGUCCCAACAAUAAAGAUGAAGCUGGAACAGAUGAAUAUAUGGAGAGUGAGAAGCAUUUGGCAUUGGAAGUGAAGACCCUUGAGAGCUCACUGAAUGAAGAGGAGAGAAAGAAACGCAGUGAAUACGAGGCAGAGCAGGAGAAACGGCACUGUGAGGAGAUGAAGAAGAAGGAGCAAAAGAGACAAAUAGAAAGAGAUUUCCAGAAGGAGCUAAAGAAGAUAAUGGAGGCAGAAAAGCUCCAUCAGAAGGAACUUGAGUUGAUGCAGAAGAGAGCUCAGGAAAAACUUGAACAGGAGUUGCUGCUUCAGCAGGAACUGAUCAGCAACUUAAAGAGACGAGUGGAGGAAGAGAGGAGGAUGAGGGAAGAAGAGCAGAAGAGAAUGAUGGAUGAGGAGGCCAAGAGGAAAAGGGAAGAGGAGAAAAUGAAGAUAGAGGCAGAGAGGAACAGAAUGGAGGAAGAGACAAGGAGGAAGAAAGAGGAAGAGAGACAAAUAGAAGACAUGAAACUUAAAAAAGAAGAGGAGAGGAAAAAGGAGGAAGAGGAGAGGAAAAAGGAGGAAGAGGAGAGGAAAAAGGAGGAAGAGGAAAAGAGGAGAAUGGAGAGGGAGGAAAAGAGGAAGAGAGAAGAGGAAAGAAAUAAGAUAGAUUUGGAGAAGAAGAAGCUGGAAGAUGAGAUGAGAAUGAUGAAGGAGGAAGAAGAGGUAAAGAGGAUAAAGAAGGAAGGGGAGGGGAAAAGGGAGGAGGAAAGAAAAAAGAUAGAAGAGGCAAGGAAGAAGAUGGAGAAAGAGAAGAGAAAAAUGGAAGAAGAAAUGAGCCUGAAGAAGGAGGAGGAGAGAAGAAAGAGGGAAGAGGAAAAUAUGAGAAUAGAGGAAGAGGGGAGAAUAACUAAGGAGAUUGAGGAGAGGAAGAAGCAGGUGGAGAUGAGGAAAAAGAAAGAGGAGGCAGAGGCUGAUGAUAGAAAAAAGAUGUAUGAAGAGAUGAGGAAGAGGGAUAAAAGAGAACAUGGAAAUGUAGAUGAAGAAAUAAAACUUGAGGAGAGGAAAAAGAGGGAGGAGGAGGAGGAGAAGGAGGAUGCCAGGAAGUGGGAGAAGGAAAGAAAAAAGAUGGAGGAGAAAAGGGAGGUGAAGGAAGUGGCAAGAAAAAAGGAAGGGGAAAAUAGAAAAAUGAAUGAAGAACUAAGACCCAUCGAAGAGGAUGAGAAGAGGAAAAGGGAAGAUGAAAGGAAAACAAAAGAGGAAGAACGGAGGAGGAGGCAAAAGGAAGAGAUGAGGAGACAGAGGGACAAAGAGGAUUGCAGAAAAUCAGAAGAAGAAAUAAGGCUCAAGGAAGAUAAGGAGGGGUAUAAAGGGUAUGAUGUGGACAACAGAAAGAUGGAACAUGAGCGCAAAACAAAAGAUAAAGAGAAGAAGCAGGAGGAGAAGAGAAAAAAGGAGGAGGAGAUAAUUAAUGUAGAGGCAGAGAAGGAGCAGAAUGGAGAAGAGGUGGGAGAAAACAAGAAAGAGGUUAACAAAAAAACAGAAGAAGAAAUAAGACUCAAUGAAAAGGAGGAGAGCAAAAAGAGAGAGGAUAGGGAAAAGAAGGUAAGUGUUGUAAGAGCAAAUGAGCUGCAAGAGAAAAUAAAGAAAAGAGAACAUAACAGCAUGAUUGAUCAAAAUGAGAAAAAGAAUAUAGAUAAAGCACAAAGAUCCCUGGCCUCACAGCUAGAAGACAGCCCCACCUGGACUUCCUCAAACCCUGGUUCUUUACACAGUGAAUCUACAAUCUGUCCCAGCAGUACUGAAACCAUGCCACAACAACAUGACCCAGACAAGAACAUCACUCAGGCUUCCAUAGAUAAAACUGUGGACUGCCAAAAUCAAGCAGCAAGGCCUUCCACUGUGUGCCUCCCAGAGCACACGGAGCAGAAGAGGCUGUCAUGGAUGAAGGACUGCAUCCCAUGGUCCAAACUCUCCCUCCAGAACAGGAGGAAACAGAAAGGAUCUGUCCAGAGUCGGAGAGGGCCGAGGAGGCCUGCCGAGGCCAGCAGUCUGCCACCUCUCUGCCCAGACUCUCUGCUUCAGUCCACAGGCUGGAAAUCCCUGCAAGAGGUGACCACAGUGACCCUGCAGGACUUGCCUGGCUGUAGCUUAUCCACUCUUGCUCAGUGUAUUCAACUUCGGUCCCUCACCCUCAGACGCUGUGGCCUCAAAUCCCUGGAAGGCAUCAACCAGUUACCACAGCUCUGCUACAUCGAUGUACAGGAAAAUGACAUCUCAUUUGUCGACUGUGAAAAUAUGACUAAUUUACGAGUUCUUCAACUCGGCCACAACAAACUGACGUCCAUCCAUGGUUUAACUGGUGCUGAAAAUUUGGACGUUCUAGACCUCUCACACAACUCCAUCACCCGCAUUGCUGGUCUGGAGUCUAUGAAGAGACUGCAGAGGUUGUCAGUGGAUCACAACCAGCUGAUCAGCACCAAAGGACUGAGGGAUGUAUACACUCUCCUCCACCUGAGCUGCUCACACAACCACCUGGCAAGCGUGGAGGGUCUGGAGAACAGUGCUCUGCUCAACACACUGGACCUGAGAGCCAACAGCCUUACUGAGCCCCCCAGUCUGAACAACCAGGUCCUCCUCAGAGAGCUGCAUCUAGACGACAACAGCAUCUCCUCUCUGACGGCCCUUAAUGCUUGCUGGCUUCCCCUCAUGCAACAUCUCUCUGUGGCCCAAAACAGAAUUACCCAGCUGCCCUCAAUGUCUGAUUCUGUGUCCCUUGCAUAUCUGGAUCUUCGAUUCAACUGCAUGUCAGAGCUCCAAAACGUGUGUGAGAGUCUGGAGGGAUGUCAAUUCCUGCGAGAGGUCCACCUGAUAGGGAAUCCUUUUCAGCAGGAGAGUGGCUGGAGAUCCACUCUGCAGAAAGCAGUGCCUGGCCUGAGGGUCAUUGAUGACCAGCAGACAGACUCUUUUCUAUCGCCCCCUGCUGUUCAACAGGUCAGCUUGGCCGUAGGCAGCUUCCUAAUGUUCUGUCAGGCUCAGCUUCAGCAGACUCAUGAUUUACAGCAGCAGCACAGCAGGGAGCUCAGUAGUGCCUCAUCUUCCCUGGAUGCUGUAAAGACCUCCUGCCGACACUUCACUGAGGCUCUGCAGCUGGCUAAGGACCAGAGAUUUGCCCAUGAAUAUAGUGAGACCACUGUGACUGACAAACACAGGGCUGUAGGCCAAACAACACCUGAGGAAACACUUGACAUGGACAGUACCAAUGUUGAGAAGCGUACUGAGCACCCAGAAAUGGAGUCCACUGGAAAAGUUCCACCAGAUAUCAGAUGCAACUACUGGACUUUUGAGAAGAAGUCAGUUGCAGAGAGUCGGCAUGACACUGUUACAACAGGUCCAAAGACAGGGCCAGCAGUGAGCAAAGUGUACUCUGGCAGUGUUCACUCCUUGGCAACAAAGGGAAAAACUAUUUCCUCCAAUCUUGAAAUGGAACCUAUAUCCAACCAUCAAGACCUGGACCUCCAAAACACAGCAGCAGUCGUGAUUCAGCAGCUGUGGAGGAAAUGCAGACAGAAAUGUGGGAACAUCAGCAGCCCUUUCACAGCUGAGAAGGGAGGAGGAAGAGGAGGAGAUGGAGGAAAGCCAGAGUCAGGACCUUCCUAUAUUAACGGGAGCCAAGAUUAUGCAGCAACUGUCAUUCAGGCGUUUUGGAGGGGCUUCACUCUGAGGAGGAGGCUUGCAUCUGCUCUGGCUGCUGUCACAUGCCUGGACACCGGAGAGGACGACACCUUUGAGGAGGUGGACAUGGAUGAAUUUGUCUUUGAUGAGGCAGCGCUGGAGAAACACUGGACAUUGCCGCUUUCUGAAUACUUACCACCCAGAAGUUACCCUGAGUCAGAGCAGCCACUUUCUCUGAAGCCUCCUGGGCCCUUUCCUGAACCCUCCCAGUACAUACUCCCACCGCCGCUUGAAUGGAGGUCAAAACAGGCCUGGGUGGCUGGAGAACAGGUGGACUCUGCUUCUCCACUGAGCUCCCUCAGAAGCAAAUCUCCUGCCUCAACCUCAGUGGUCAGUGGUCUCUCCGAAAGAUCAGAAAAGAUUCUGGAAGAAUGGGGCUUCACUCACAGCCACACAGCUCUUCAAAUGCUUAAGAGAGCCCAGAAGAUGAAAUCAAAGAAGCAACAGCAGAAGAAACAUAGGGAUCCCUCUGUCCGUCUUGCCUUGUUCAGAAACUGCAGUUACCAGCUGGGUCCAGUGGAGGUACAGAACAGGCAAGGACAACAGAACAGAAAUUAUAUAAAAGUUCGCGAGGCCGAGCUGGGCCUUCAGCAGGCAGAGAAGACAGAGCGAGAGAAGCAGGAACGAGCUCAGCAGUGGCUGCACACCCAGGCUGCUCACUCUGACAGGGACUCAGAGAGCAUGCAUUUCUUACCGGAGAUCAGCUCAGACAUUCUGAAUGGAGGCAGAGUGCAGCUCGUGAAAUCCCAGUGUCACUUUGGAGCAGUUUGCCUGGACCUGAGAACGAUACUGAUGCUCAUGAGAUCUUUGAAGUCAGAAACUGCAGGCAGACCCAGGAUACACAGAACGUCUACAUCACGCCAGUGGAUUGCGGGCCAACAACAGUUUAGCUAUCCAGCCUUGCAAAGAGGACAAUUAUCCUCGCAGAAACUCUUUGGGUCAUGCAACCAAAGAGGUUCCAUCUCCUAAGCGAGUCACGUCUGCUCCGUCAAAAAAGGAGCGCAUCUCCUUCCGAGACAACCCUGUCCAGUUGAGUGGCGGCUGGGGAGGGGGCAAGAAGAGGGACAGAGUGUACAAGUAAAACACAAACUAUUCUACAACCACAUCACCUUUUUUUGCUGUCCUUACCCAACACCCAGAGCAAAGAUACGUUUGAUAUUUUUUUCCUCUUCUGAUACUUAUCCUUACAAAGAAUGCAGAAUUUUCAAAAUGUACAGUAUGUUCAUCUAGUUCAGGACAACAUAUAUUUAUGCUUCCUUUGGAUGCAGCAUCAUGCUAACAACAACCUGUGUUGUGGUAUUAACAUGUUUUCAUGCAAAAAAACACAAAUGUAAUGACCUAAUUUAAAUCAAUAAAUUUCUUUCUCACAAGGCUAUUUUUCCAUCCAU
Molecule: messenger RNA, 5698 nt
Organism: Siniperca chuatsi (mandarin fish)
Lineage: Eukaryota; Metazoa; Chordata; Actinopteri; Centrarchiformes; Sinipercidae
Gene: lrriq1
Product: leucine-rich repeats and IQ motif containing 1
Exons: 27
Coding region: 198-5279 (1693 amino acids)
Molecular function (GO): protein binding
Source: RefSeq, a predicted model, not a curated record